GGGGGACUAAGACUGAGAACAGGAAAUAAAAGUAUUAUUAAUCAUUAUAUAAAUAGACUUAAUAGUGAAUGUAGUCAUUCUCAGAACCAGACUCAACUCAUGAGAUACUCAGAUAGUCGAUCUAAUCUAUCUAUUCUACUACUACUGUAUACCAGGAGUUAUUGAAAUUGAAAAUCCUAAGUUCACAUCAAAAUGAUGAAUGCAAAUGAGGUGCGAGACAGCUUCAUUGAUUUCUUCAAAGAGAAGGAGCACAAGUAUGUCCACUCAUCGUCCACCAUACCACUGGACGACCCCACAUUACUUUUUGCUAACGCUGGGAUGAACCAGUUUAAACCCAUUUUCCUGGGCAUUGCUGACCCCAACAGCGACAUGGGUAAAUACGUCAGAGUAGUCAACACCCAGAAAUGUGUCCGUGCUGGUGGAAAGCACAACGAUUUAGAUGAUGUGGGCAAAGAUGUCUACCAUCAUACUUUCUUUGAAAUGUUGGGCAACUGGUCAUUCGGAGAUUAUUACAAGAAAGAAGUCUGCACCUGGGCCUAUGAGUAUUUAGUGGAUAGGCUACAGUUGGACAAGUCGAGACUGUAUGUGACCUACUUUGGUGGCAACCCGUCUGCAGGCCUUGAACCUGAUAAUGAAGCUAGGGACAUCUGGACUCGCCUUGGAGUUGAUCCAGAAAAAAUUUUGCCAUUUGGCAUGAAAGAUAAUUUCUGGGAGAUGGGUGAGACUGGACCCUGUGGACCUUGCUCAGAAAUCCAUUUUGAUCGAAUCGGUGGGCGUAAUGCCAAAGACAAAGUCAACAUGGAUGACCCUGAUGUGCUGGAGAUCUGGAAUCUUGUGUUCAUCCAGUACAACAGAGAGACUGACGGCUCAUUAAAGUUACUGCCUCGCAAACAUAUUGACUGUGGUAUGGGUUUUGAGAGAAUGGUGUCUGUGGUACAGAACAAGAGAUCUAACUAUGACACUGACUUGUUCCAGCCAAUUUUCCGAGCCAUUGAGCAGGCAACAGGAGCCAGGCCCUACCAGGGACGUGUAGGAGCAGAGGACACUGACGGCAUUGACAUGGCCUACAGAGUGCUAGCUGACCAUGCCAGAACAUUGACCAUCACAUUAGCUGAUGGCGGCAGACCAGACAACAGUGGCAGAGGCUAUGUCCUGAGAAGAAUCUUGAGACGUGCUGUGAGGUACGCAACAGAGAAACUGAAUGCCAAGCCUGGCAUGUUCUCAUCGUUAGUAGAUACUGUUGUUCAGUUACUGGGCGAUGCUUUCCCAGAAGUGAAAAAAGAUCCAGAAACUGUGAAAGAAAUCAUCAAUGAAGAGGAGGCUCAGUUUCUGAAGACAUUGUCACGAGGACACAGAUUGUUGGAGCGAAGCAUCAAGAAGAUGGGAGACACAAAAACAUUGCCAGGUGAUAUAGCAUGGAGGCUUUAUGAUACUUAUGGAUUCCCAGUGGAUCUCACUUUGUUGAUGGUGGAAGAAAAGGGAAUGAAUAUAGACAUGCCAGCUUUUGAAGAAGCCAAAGCCCAUUCCCUUCUGAUGUCCCAAAGCACAACUGGCGUGAAAGAAGAUCUUAUUUCCUUAGAUGUACAUUCCCUGACAGAGCUGAAAGACAGAGGUGUACUACCCACAGAUGAUCUCAGAAAAUAUGCUUACGAUGCUGAUGAGAAAGGAGAUUACAAAUUUGAACCCACAACAGCCAAGAUCAUUGGUUUAAGGUACAACAAACAGUUUGUUGAAACAGUUACCUCUGGCCAGGAAUGUGGCAUCUUGCUAGAUCAGACCAGUUUUUACUCUGAGCAGGGUGGACAAACUUACGAUGAAGGUUUCAUCGUUAAGGAUGGUGGUGAGGAUGAUGAAUUCAGAGUUAAGAAUGUGCAGUUGCGUGGUGGUUAUGUGCUACACAUUGGCUCAGUGGAAGGUGUCUUCAAAGUAGGAGACACAGUACGCCUUUUGAUUGAUGAGCCUCGUAGGUGUGCCAUUAUGAAGAACCACACUGCUACUCACGUACUCAACUUUGCAUUGAGGGAUGUCCUGAAAGAGACUGAUCAGAAGGGCUCGUUGGUUGCACCAGACAGGCUGAGAUUUGAUUUUUCUGCUAAAGGUGCCAUGACUGUACAAGAAGUGAAAACUGCAGAAGAAAUUGUCAAGAACAUAGUCGCAAAGAAUGAAGUGGUCUAUGCCAGGGAGACUCCACUUGCUGUUGCUAAAACCAUUCAAGGUCUGCGUGCAGUCUUUGAUGAGGUUUAUCCAGACCCAGUCAGAGUUGUCUCCAUCGGUAUCCCUGUAGAGGACUUGGAGUCUGAUCCCAAUGGUCCUGGCGGAAACAUUACAACUGUCGAGUUUUGUGGUGGCACACAUUUAAAAAAGUCAGGGCAUAUAGGAGACUUUGUGAUUGUAACAGAAGAAGCCAUAUCAAAAGGUGUCAGAAGAAUUAUAGCAGUCACUGGAUCUGAAGCACAUAAAGCUGUACAUAAACAAGAGCUGUUUGAAAAAAAUGUGAAAGAACUGACGUUGAAGAUUGAGAAUAAUAGCAAGACACAAGAGUUUACAGACAGGGAGUUGAAUAAAGAAAUCAUCACUUUAGAUGAGGAAAUAGCCCAGUCUAGUAUCUCCUACUGGAAGAGAGAUGCUUUGAGAGGUGAACUUAAAGUACUGAAGAAAAAGAUGGAUGAUAUUGACAAGGCAAGAAAAGCUGGAGUUAUAAAUGAGGUUGUGGAAGAAACUAAAAAAUUGAUAGAAGGAAAUCCCAAUCAGCCAUUUAUUGUACAUGAGUUUAAGGCUGGUUCUAAUGCCAAGGCUUUGGAUGCAGCCAUGAAACAGUACAAAGCCUCCAGUCCACUGACCUCAGCGAUGUUCUUCACAGUUGACGAGGAGGCAGAUAAAAUCUUGUGCAUGAGUUGUGUGCCUAAGGAGACUGUCAGCAAAGGUCUGAAUGCCAAAGAAUGGGUAGAUAAGGUUGUGCCCAUCAUCAAUGGCAAGGGAGGAGGCAAGGAUCUAGCUGCCCAGGCCACUGGAACCAACAUCAAAGGUUUACAAGAAGCACUCAAUGUUGCCACAGCAUUUGCCCAAUUGAAACUUUCCUAAGGUGUUAGUUAUAUAGGUCAGACCUACUACAGGUGAUAAUGAAUUGAAAGGGACACCAGGCAGUGAAAACAGCUCAAAUUAUGUUUAAUAGUAUCCAAUUAUGUUGUGACUAAUAUAAUUACAAGAGAUUCUUGUCAAACUCAGGUCAACGACAGUUUAAUGUAUUACAAUUAUAGUAGUGGUUUAUCUCUAAAAGCUCAUAGACAUUGUAGCCAAUUGUAGUUUCUAUGACAACUUAAUACUUGCCCAUUUCUUGUCAUGUUUUCAUAAUUAGUGAAAUAGCUUGUAUCACAUUAAUCAUAGCUUACUUGAUGACUUACUUCAUCAUCAUAGCUUACUUAGCUUACUUGAUGACUCAUCUCAUCUGAUUAAGUGCCUCCACUUCAAUAUAUUUCUUGUUCCGCAUUAUUGUAAUGUUAUCCCUACCCCAUUCUUUUCCUUGGUCACGAACUUAUAUGACAGAUGAAAUAUUAACUUAUUGUUAUAUUCACUCGUGUUAUGACUAUUUCUUUUCAUGUCUGUUAUUAUUGAUCCAGAUUUAUUUAAAAUUGCUAAGGUCAACUUUUAUUUUAUUACUUUGAAACAGAGUUUGCAAAGUAUUUUGGCUUCUAAAUAAAGUUACACUGAUGUACACUAUGGUUUCUAUUCAUGGGUGUCACUGUAAUAAAAAGUUUGGAAUUGUU
Messenger RNA from Biomphalaria glabrata, 3764 nucleotides. Its product is annotated as alanine--tRNA ligase, cytoplasmic-like. Lineage: Eukaryota; Metazoa; Mollusca; Gastropoda; Planorbidae. Gene Ontology annotation, biological process: tRNA modification; alanyl-tRNA aminoacylation. Gene Ontology annotation, cellular component: cytoplasm; mitochondrion. The record is from RefSeq and is a predicted model, not a curated record. The coding region runs from base 193 to 3081 and encodes 962 amino acids. The transcript is spliced from 23 exons. Gene Ontology annotation, molecular function: amino acid binding; aminoacyl-tRNA deacylase activity; alanine-tRNA ligase activity.